GUGGAACAGCGACAUUACCUGGUUUCCAAAGCCGUGGAGGAGGUGCAGAAAAUCAUCCAGCAACUGACCGCAGAAGUCAGCUAUAAGGCCAUGCGAUUCCAGGCUAUCUCUAACUCUGGCAUUCACAAUGAGAAUAUUAAGGAUCAGCCAGCUUUACUGGCCAAGUGGUCAGCUAUGCUUCGGGGGAAGCGCCCAUUCCACCCAUCCAUCCAGGUCUUAGCACCCAGCCAAUUCCUCAUCACAGUCCCUCUGCGUGGCCUGACCGGCUACAGGGAAUGCCAGGUACGGCACUGGCGUUAUUACACCAUGCAUGGAGCCAAGCUCCUCUCCUCCGUGCGGGACCCUGAGGAAUUGCAUCAAUGGCUGGAGGUGGAGCAGUUCUCAAAAAGCCUUCAGCAGUGGCAUGAAACGGAUGUCAACAUUGAAGGAGAUCUGGUUCCGGCCAAAGUCCUUAUCGUCUUCCGGGAGCUGGUGGAGAAGUCGAUUAUCUCCUGUAACCUCUCCAGUAAAGUGACAGUGCUGGAGAGCUUCAGCUCAGUGGUCCGGGUGGCUGUGGAGACGUCAGAAUCCCAGGUCGAGGUGGAGCUGGUCCCUGCUGUGGAGAUUCCAACCUGCUGGCCUGAGAAAGCCCGGUGGCCUCGUUGCUUUAAGCGUUGGCCUUCCCAGGAAAAAGUGCAGUGCAUCAAGUCACUUGGUUUUGACCUUUUGGCCCGCUCCAAUUAUCACUGGCAGCUCUGCUUCUCCCGUGCCGAGCAUAUACUCAUGGAAGGACUUGAUGAAGAUGGUGGUUGUCGCAUGAAGUGCUUCAGGGUCAUGAGGCAGAUGAAGGAAGAUGUCUGGUGUACUGGAAAUAAGCCUGUCAUCACAGCUUAUCACCUUCAGACAGUGCUAUUCUGGACGUGUGAAAAAUACCCACGCACCAAGGAUUGGCGCUGCUUCCCUGAAGCCUUUCUAAGGCUGGUGCAGAAGCUGCACAAGUGUGUAAGCCAGCACUUCCUCAAGCAUUACUUCGUCAAGAACACCAAUCUGCUCAAAUAUGCCAACACCAGUGACCUGGACUUGGUGGCCAGCAAGCUUGCAGUCUUCUUGGAGAACCCCGUCUUCUGCCUGGACUGAGGCAGGAAAAGGCCUCCUCACCCCAACCCUGAUCCCCUGCCUCCUCUCCCCACCUGUGGUUGUUCUUCGUGUCCUUCCAGU
This is a messenger RNA of Balearica regulorum gibbericeps (East African grey crowned-crane), 1197 nucleotides long. The record is from RefSeq and is a predicted model, not a curated record. NCBI's taxonomy places the organism in Eukaryota, Metazoa, Chordata, Aves, Gruiformes, Gruidae.